Molecule: messenger RNA, 843 nt
Organism: Bathycoccus prasinos
Lineage: Eukaryota; Viridiplantae; Chlorophyta; Mamiellophyceae; Mamiellales; Bathycoccaceae
Exons: 1
Coding region: 1-843 (280 amino acids)
Biological process (GO): protein retention in ER lumen
Cellular component (GO): membrane
Molecular function (GO): ER lumen protein retrieval receptor activity
Source: RefSeq, a predicted model, not a curated record
AUGGGUUCGUACGAAGAUGCCAAGCGCAAAGCGCACGUCAUGAAGUUCAAGAAGUAUAUCAAAUCUCUUUCCAAACCGCAAAAGGUUGGAUUGAUUUUAACUUUGUGUUCGUUCGUUUUACUCUUGCUCUAUUUAGUCAUCGACAAUCACGACACCUUGUUCAUCAUGGCUGAGUUCGUGCACUUCAUCGGCAUCGCGAUUCUGGCGUAUAAAUUGUUGAGGGAAAAAUCCUGUCUCGGCCUUUCCAUGCAAACGCAAGAGUUGACGGCGAUAUUUUUAGGGAUCCGCUUGUACUGUUCGUUCAUGAUGGAGUACGACUGGCACACGAUUUUAGAUUUUUUAACGCUAAUGGCGACGAUGUGGGUGUUGUCCACGAUGAAAGGGUCGUUGAAGCAUAAUUACGAGACGCACAACAGACCGCUGGAUACGAUCAUGACGUGGCAAGUGUUGGUACCGUGCGUUAUAAUGGCGAUUAUCGCGCACCCGCAAACGUCGCACGCGGUUGUGAAUCGAGUGUUGUGGGCCACGUGCGUGUAUUUGGAAGCGGUGAGCGUUUUGCCGCAGUUGCGCGUGAUGCAAUCGGCGAAAGUUGUGGAGAGAUGGACGGCGAAUUACGUGUUUUCGUUAGGUGUGGCGAGGUUUUUGAGCUGCGCGCACUGGAUUUUACAGAUUUUCGACGGACAGAGUUACUUGAAAACCGCGUUGACGACCGGAUUGUGGCCAGUCAUGGUUUUGGUCUCAGAGAUUGUGCAGACGUUCAUUUUGGCAGAUUUUUGCUAUUUCUACGUCUUGUCUUUUGCGGAUGGUGGCAAGGUUGUGCGAUUACCAGCUGGAUUAGUAUAA